GGCUAAGGGCCUAGCAUGGUUGUUGCUGUAAGAUUAACACAAAUCUGGAAUUAUUAACGCAAACAGGAUUUAUGGCACGGAAUGGACACGAGACGUGUAACGUCGAUUAUAUAAACUGAAGAAAAUAUUACCUACUAUUUUUAAACGGAAAGGUAGUUAUAAAGUCAGCCUGUUAAUGUAGUUGGAGCUCUUUUGGGACCAUGUCAGUAAACGAACUCUUCACCAAGUACACUCGGGUCUGGAUCCCUGACCCUGAGGAAGUAUGGAAGCCUGCUGAGAUUAUCAAAGACUACAAAGAGGGAGAUCCAAUCCUGCAUCUCCGACUAGAAGAUGAAUCGACAUUAGAAUAUCCAGUUGGUCCCAAGGACAACCCACUUCCCUUCCUUCGGAACCCAGACAUUCUGGUGGGUGAGAAUGACCUCACAGCACUCAGCUAUCUCCACGAACCUGCAGUACUGCAUAACCUCAAAGUUCGUUUCCUGGAGUCCAACCACAUUUACACAUACUGUGGUAUAGUACUGGUGGCAAUUAAUCCUUAUGAGCAGCUGCAGAUCUAUGGAGAGGAGGUCAUCAAUGCAUACAACGGGCAAAAUAUGGGGGAUAUGGACCCUCAUAUAUUUGCAGUGGCAGAGGAGGCCUAUAAACAGAUGGCCAGGGAUGAGAAGAAUCAGUCGAUCAUUGUGAGUGGAGAGUCGGGAGCUGGGAAAACUGUCUCUGCAAAGUAUGCCAUGCGCUACUUCGCCACUGUGGGAGGCUCAGCCAAUGACACGAACGUAGAGGAGAAAGUGCUGGCUUCCAGCCCAAUCAUGGAGGCUAUUGGCAAUGCGAAGACUACUCGCAAUGACAACAGCAGUCGCUUUGGGAAAUACAUCCAGAUUGGCUUUGACAAGAGGUAUCACAUCAUUGGUGCCAACAUGCGAACAUAUUUGUUGGAAAAGUCCAGAGUGGUAUUUCAGGCUGAAGAUGAGAGGAACUACCAUAUCUUCUACCAGCUUUGCGCCUCAGGCUCCCUCACAGAGUUCAAAGAUCUAGCUCUGGCCAGUGCAGAAGGCUUCACUUACACCUCUAUGGGUGAGAACAUCUUUAUUGAUGGCGUGAAUGAUGCUGAGGAUUUAGUGAAGAUGAGGGAAGCACUUUCACUGCUGGGUAUUAAGGAGAGUCAUCAGAUGAGCAUCUUUAAGAUAAUUGCCUCCAUCUUGCAUCUUGGGAAUGUGAACAUUGUUGCUGAGAGAGAUGGAGAGUCAUGCCAUAUUUCAAAGGAUGACCUUCACCUGCACCAUUUCUGCCAGUUGCUGGGGGUGGAGCUGGAACAGAUGGAGCACUGGCUCUGCCACAGGAAACUUGUCACCACCGCUGAGACCUACGUGAAGAACAUGUCCCGCGCACAGGCAACCAAUGCCCGUGAUGCUCUCGCCAAGCACAUUUACGCAUUUCUGUUCGACUGGAUUGUGGAGCAAAUCAACAAGGCCUUAUACACCUCCACCAAACAGCACUCCUUCAUUGGAGUGCUGGAUAUCUAUGGAUUUGAAACAUUUGAGAUUAACAGCUUUGAGCAGUUUUGCAUCAACUAUGCCAAUGAGAAACUUCAGCAACAGUUUAACUCUCAUGUUUUUAAACUGGAGCAAGAGGAGUAUAUGAAGGAGCAAAUCCCAUGGACACUCAUUGACUUUUAUGAUAACCAGCCUUGCAUUGACCUUAUAGAGGCCAAGCUCGGUAUACUGGACCUGUUGGAUGAGGAGUGCAAAGUACCCAAAGGAACAGAUCAGAACUGGGCUCAGAAACUUUACAGCAAACACUUGAGCCGUGAACACUUUGAAAAGCCCAGAAUGUCUAAUAUUUCAUUUAUUGUGGUCCACUUUGCUGAUAAGGUUGAGUAUCAGUGUGAAGGCUUUCUGGAAAAAAACAGAGACACAGUAUAUGAUGAACAGAUCAACAUUCUGAAGGCCAGCAAGUUCCAGCUGGUGGCAGAUCUCUUCCAGGAUGGAAAAGAUGUUUCUGCACCUGCGGUCCUGUCUGGCAAGACAUCCAGGAUCAAUGUGCGUCCUGCUAAGCCAAUGCCCAAAAGCCACAAUCGUGAGCACCGCAAAACUGUAGGCCACCAGUUUCGUAAUUCCUUGCACCUUCUGAUGGAGACUCUCAAUGCUACUACCCCUCACUAUGUGCGCUGCAUUAAACCCAAUGAUGAGAAACAAGCCUUUGUAUUCGACUCCAAAAGAGCUGUCCAACAACUGCGAGCAUGUGGAGUUCUGGAGACCAUUCGCAUCAGUGCUGCGGGGUAUCCAUCCAGGUGGACAUACAUGGAUUUCUUCAGCAGAUACCGAGUGCUCAUGAAGAGGAAGGACCUGAGUAUUGGUGAUAAGAAACAGAUCUGCAAAAACCUGCUUGAGUCCUUGGUCAAGGAUCCAGACAAGUUCCAGUUUGGCAAGACCAAGAUCUUCUUCAGAGCAGGCCAGGUAGCAUACCUUGAGAAGCUCAGAGCGGACAAGUUCCGCUUUGCUUGCAUUAAAAUCCAGAAGACAGUGAGGGGAUGGCUACAGAGGACAUGUUACCGCAAGAUCCGCAAGUCUGCCAUCACACUCCAGAGAUAUGGACGAGGCUAUUUGGCCCGCCGAUAUGCGGAGUACUUGCGUUUCACGAAAGCAGCUCUUGUGUGUCAGAAGCAGUGCCGGAUGGUGCGCGUGCGCCGUGCAUAUCUCACUAUCCGCCAGGCUGUGAUCACCAUCCAGGCCUACACCAGGGGCAUGUACACGCGCAGGCUCUACCAGGAGUUCCUGCUCCACCACAAAGCAACAAUUAUCCAGAGAACAGUGCGUGGAUGGCUGGAGAGGAAGAAGCUCUGCCGGGCCCGUGACGCAGCAAUUGUGAUCCAGUGUGCCUACCGUCGUGUCCUCGCCAAGCGGCAACUCAAGCAGCUGAAGAUUGAGGCCCGUUCAGCGGAGCAUUUCAAGAAACUCAAUGUCGGCAUGGAGAAUAAGAUCGUCCAACUUCAGAGAAAGAUGGAUGAGCAGUCAAAAGACUAUAAGACUCAGAAUGAGCAGCUGGUCGUUGCCAACACUAGUCUGGGCACGGAGGUUGGCAAGCUGCAGAAAGAGCUGGAUGUACUUCGCAGUCACCAGGGCAACAACAAUCAGCUGACCUCACUACAAGAGGAGAUUGAGAGGCUGAGGGUGGAGCUUGACGAAGCCCACACCCAGGCUAAGAGGCUCAAAGAGGAACACAGCAGUGAGAAACUUGGACUAGAACAGAGAGUAGAGGAGUUGGAGAGAGAAAACUCAUUGUUAAAGGAGGAGAAAGAAGAAAUGAAUCAGAGAAUCCUCCAGUUUUCCAAGAGCUCUGAGGGCCAAAAGGGGAGUGUUCCUCAGAAGGAGCUCCGUCUGCAGACUGAACUUAAUGAGGAAAGGCUCCGUUAUCAGAACCUGCUGAAGGAGUUUUCCAGACUGGAGCAGAGAUAUGACAAUCUCCAGGAGGAGGUCUCCUUUGUAAAGUUCCAUCCAGGCCACCGGAGGGUCCCCUCGAAUCAAAGCAGCUUGGGUUCUGACUCCAACUACCCCUCCAUAUCCUUGUCUGAGGUGGGAGACACCGAGGACACCAUUCAGCAGGUGGAGGACAUGGGUAUGGAGAAUGCAGCCAUGGACCUCAGUGUGUUUAUGAAGCUGCAGAAAAGAGUGCGAGAACUGGAGCAGGAGAGGAAGAAGCUUCAGACCAACCUGGAGAAGAUGGAGGAGUUGAGCAGUCACAAAGUUAUUGGCACGGUGACUGAGCCAAAGAGAUCUACGUCAGAGGAAGACACCAACGCAGAUCUGGCCUACAACAGUCUGAAGAGGCAGGAACUUGAGUCUGAGAACAAGAAGCUGAAGAAUGAUUUAAAUGAACUUAGGAAAGCGUUAGCUGAACAGGCUUCUGACAGCACCUCAUCCAAUGAAAUGCACGAUAGCUAUAACCUCCUGCUCAGUCAACUCAAAGCAGCAAAUGAGGAGCUGGAUAUACGCAAGGAGGAGGUUCUUAUGCUGAAAUCCCAGAUUGUUAGCUCCACAAAGCCAACAGAGAACUUCAAUCUCAUUAACUCAAGUGACAUCUCAGAAUGUCCCAACAGCAAAAUACCUGUAGACAAGGAGGAAUCCUUGCAAGCAUACCAGGACUUCAGUGAGUCCAAGAGAAUGCAAGACUGGGGUUAUGUGAAUGAAGAUGGAGAGCUUGGUCUGGCCUAUCGGGGGCUAAAACAAGUAGCCAGGCUUUUGGAGGCACAGCUGCAGUCUCAGUCACGGAAGUAUCAAGAUGAGCUGGAAGCUCUGCACACCCAAAUCGAGGUGCUGAAAGAAGACCUGGAGAAGAAGCAGGAGAUGUUGAAUCAUUUCAGCUCCCUCCCCCCAGAUGCCCUGGUGGAGUUCAGUGUUCAGCAGGAGAUUACCCGCCUCACUAACGAAAAUCUUGAUCUCAAGGAGAUUGUAGAGAAGCUAGAGAAGAAUGAGAAGAAGCUUAAAAAGCAGCUUAAGAUCUACUACAAGAAAGUUCAGGAGCUUGAAGUGGGUCAGGCAGCAGCCUUGCAGGCAAGCAGGAGUAGACCUGAGCUCACCAGGCAGGUGACUGUGCAGAGGAAGGAGAAGGACUUCGAGGGCAUGCUGGAGUACUACAAAGAGGAUGAGUCCUUGCUGGUUAUGACCCUCAUCACUGACAUGAAGCCCCAAGCUGUGUCAGCAACGGUCCCCUGUCUCCCAGCCUACAUCCUCUUCAUGUGCAUCCGCCACUCUGACUACAUCAAUGAUGACCAGAAAGUGCACUCACUGCUCACCUCAACCAUUAAUGCUAUUAAGAAGGUUCUUAAGAAACACAACAGUGACUUUGAAAUGACCUCUUUCUGGCUGGCUAACACUAGUCGCCUCUUGCACUGUCUGAAGCAAUACAGCGGAGAUGAGGCAUUCAUGACUCAGAACACACCCAAACAGAAUGAGCAUUGCCUGAAGAACUUUGACCUGGCAGAGUACCGGCAGGUUCUAAGUGACCUGUCAAUCCAAAUCUACCAGCAGCUCAUUAAAAUAGCUGAGGGCAUACUGCAACCCAUGAUUGUGUCUGCCAUGCUGGAGAGUGGCAGCCUGGCAGGUGUCAAGCCCAUGGGCUACAGGAACCGCUCUUCCAGUAUGGACUGUGAGAGCGGGGGCCCUGGGGGCUAUACUCUGGAGGCCCUCAUCAGGCAGCUGGGUGAUUUCUUCGGGAUCAUGAGGGACCAUGGCCUGGACCCAGAGAUCGGCCAGCAGGUCAUCCGCCAGCUCUUCUACAGCAUCAAUGCGGUCACACUCAACAAUCUGCUGCUGCGCAAAGAUGUCUGCUCCUGGAGCACAGGCAUGCAGCUCAGGUACAACGUCAGUCAGAUGGAGGAGUGGCUGAGAGGGCGGAACCUGCAGCAGAGCGGAGCAGUGGCCACCAUUGAACCCCUCAUCCAGGCUGCCCAGCUGCUGCAGGUCAAGAAGAAGACGUCUCAGGACGUUGAGGCCAUCUGCUCCAUGUGUACCUCGCUCACCACACAACAGAUUGUAAAGAUCCUCAACCUUUACACCCCUCUCAAUGAAUUUGAGGAAAGAGUCACCGUGUCAUUCAUCAGAGACAUACAAAAUCAUCUCCAAGACAGAGUAGAAAACAACCAGCUGCUGGUGGACACCAAGCACACGUAUCCUGUGCUCUUCCCCUACACACCUUCUGCCCUGAGCCUGGAGAGUCUACACAUCCCUGCCUCUCUCAACCUGCACUUCCUCACACGAGUCUGACCUGUUUGGCUCUCUGCAGCUCUUGCUGCACUCUAGCCCUGCAGGAGAGCAGGGAGGAGCACACUUCUCUCCAGCACACUAACCAGCAUGCACAGACCAUGAAACAAAAGGAUACAUCAGCAACCAGCGAGAGUCUUUCAGGCAGACUAACAGUUGUGUUGAGACACUUUAUCAUAAAUUGAUGCUGCCUUCCUGUCCAUCUUAUAAACAAGCUCCCACCAUCAUCCAGUUAAUCUUUGGGUUAAACCUGGCCAGCCUCUCAUCAUACAUAUAAUAAUAAUGUGUAUGAAAGUGGAGCUCCACAUCGGAUAUGAGGUCAUAUGCUUCAGUGCAGCCCUAAUAUUCAUCAUAUUUCUCUAUAUUAAUACACUACUUCCUUACAGUUAUUGACUAAAAGGCUAUUGUGGUCUCUGCGCUCGUGCAGGGAUGGGUUCUCAUAUUUUUUAGUGAAGCGGCACUGCCUCGAUACUGUUUACAAAUUGAUUUGCUCCUCUUCAGGCAGCAGCCAGCAAAACUGGUCCCUCCGCUGCUGACAGCUAAAGCAGCAGGAAGCCUUGCAUUGCAGUGGCUGUCUGUGACUCCCUCAGUCCAGAUAAGGCCCACUCUUUCACCUUGCCAAGAGGACUGCUGCGUCUGUAGCCGCUCCUUUAGUCUGCACAUCAACAGGCUUCUGGAGAGAGGCUUUGCCUGCUGGAACUUUCCUAGCACGUGUGUCUUAUGCUAUCCUAACAAACACUGUCUGGGAGAAAUAUGAGCAGGACAAACAAGCUGAAUGGGAGAGAAGAGAGGGGGUCUGUUGUAGGAGACAGAAGGAAUGGGAGCUGAGAUAUUAGAUUCUCUCUUCAGAGUAAGGAAAUGGUGAUUAUUACAUAGGGAGAGAUAAAGAAAGAAUCUAUUAUGUACCGACAGGAAAGGAUUUGCAAGUGGAGUUCUAUAGGGGAUGAUGCUACAGUUUAGGAUGAAAGGGAGCAUUUAAACUUUGCAUACAUUAUCAUUUUUUUUGUUAAAUGUCUAUACUUUGCAUGUCAUCAUGUACAUAACAGUAAUAUGUACAGUCCCCAGCAAUCACAGGUCUUUUCUAGCAAAGUAUAUAUUACAGAAUCUUUUGUGAGGUUUUUUUCUUGUCUUCAUAUAUAUUUCUUUAUUAUAUGAACAGGAAGGAUAAUACUUAAUGCAAAUCUAUCAGGCUGUUGGUUCAAAAUUGUUUCCUUGACCAAUAAUGUCCUCUUUGCAUUGAUUAUGUAUUUUUGCCAAUCUUGUGAAGCAAUCAAUUUUUGUUCACUGGAGAGAGGUCUGUCUCAUGUAUACAUCAUUAGUUAUUGGUUCUGUGGGUGUCUGUGAGCUUUAACCCACUUUCAGUGCCUAUGAAAAAGACCAUUGUGCAUUAUGAUUGUCCUUCAGUGAUGUAUUCAUGCAUGAAUGUAAAUGUAUUAAGAAUAUAGUGACCAUUUAUCAUUUUGAACAUUUCUGUGUCGAUUUUCAUUACAUUGUGUGAUACAGUGUAAUAUUCCAAACAUGUUUUCAUGUGAAGUUUUGGGGAGCUGAUACUGCCCUCUGUUGGCAGUUCAACAGACCUGAGCAUUGAAACCAGUAAAAUCAGAUAUCAGAAGCAAACAAAUCCUCUUAUUUGUGAAAUCCCUGAAAUUGCAUAAUUGCCUACAUGUCAUGUGUUUGGAAUUAUAUUGUAAAGAUUUGUAGGUUUGUUUGUUGUUUUUGUUUUUGUUUUUUAAUUGAGAGGGCCUUUAUAAUUUGUCAUUAUCUCUUAUUUGUUUGCCCUGUAAUGUACAGUAGAAUCUACAGUGUCAUCAGUCUUCAUUUAGCACCUAGGGAGCAGUUAGAGUUCCAAGCUCAGAAUCUCACGUAUCUUAUACAUCUUUCAAAACAUCCUGGUGAGCUUACUUCAUUGAUGGUGUACUCAUGAUCUGUAGGUUGUACAGUGUGUGACUAAUCCAAUUCCUGUUCACAGAUAAAAUUCCACCCUAUGGUAUAUUUGAAUAAAUAGUUUGGAAAAUG
Molecule: messenger RNA, 7772 nt
Organism: Electrophorus electricus (electric eel)
Lineage: Eukaryota; Metazoa; Chordata; Actinopteri; Gymnotiformes; Gymnotidae
Source: RefSeq, a predicted model, not a curated record